Messenger RNA from Olea europaea var. sylvestris, 1185 nucleotides. Its product is annotated as sugar transport protein 13-like. The transcript has 2 exons. Gene Ontology annotation, biological process: monosaccharide transmembrane transport. Gene Ontology annotation, molecular function: monosaccharide transmembrane transporter activity. The record is from RefSeq and is a predicted model, not a curated record. The annotation marks the transcript as partial. Gene Ontology annotation, cellular component: membrane. Lineage: Eukaryota; Viridiplantae; Streptophyta; Magnoliopsida; Lamiales; Oleaceae.
CACAGAAUCAAAGGAGGAUGGGGUUGGAGGUUGUCACUAGGGUUGGCUGGAAUUCCUGCCUGUCUCCUUACAUUAGGUGCCCUCUUUGUAGUCGACACUCCAAACAGUCUCAUCGAGCGUGGCCACUUGGAUGAAGGAAAAGCUGUGUUGAGAAAGAUACGAGGAACGAACAAUGUUGAACCUGAAUACUUGGAGCUCGUUGAGGCAAGCCGUGUUUCCAAACAAGUAAAACACCCUUUUAGAAAUCUACUCAUGCGAAGAAAUAGGCCUCAACUAGUCAUUGCUGUCGCCUUACAGAUUUUCCAGCAAUUCACAGGAAUCAACGCGAUAAUGUUCUAUGCACCAGUGUUGUUCGACACUGUUGGAUUUGGCAACGAUGCAUCCCUGUAUUCAGCUGUUAUUACUGGUGCCGUCAAUGUAAUCUCCACUGUUGUUUCAAUUUACUCAGUCGACAAAUUGGGACGUCGAGUUCUCUUGCUGGAAGCUGGAAUCCAAAUGUUUCUCUCUCAAGUUAUAAUCGCUGUCGUAUUAGGCAUCAAAGUUACUGAUCAUUCGGAGAACCUUAAUAAAGGCUAUGCAAUAUUUGUGGUGAUUAUGGUUUGCACAUUUGUGUCUGCCUUUGCAUGGUCUUGGGGGCCUCUUGGAUGGCUCAUUCCUAGUGAAACAUUUCCUUUGGAAACUCGUUCGGCAGGGCAAAGUGUUACAGUUUGUGUUAACUUGCUGUUCACUUUUGUGAUUGCACAAGCCUUUCUCUCAAUGCUGUGCCAUUUCAAGUUUGGCAUUUUCUUGUUCUUCUCCGGAUGGGUUUUCAUAAUGUCGUUGUUUGUGUUAUUUCUGGUUCCUGAGACUAAGAAUGUGCCCAUUGAGGAGAUGACGGAGAGAGUUUGGAAGCAGCAUUGGCUCUGGAAGAAGUUCAUGGAUGACUCACUGGAUGAGGAAAAGGGAAGGGGUGAAAAGGAUGUCAAGAAAAAUGGACUUGUCACUGGUUUUGAUCCUAAUUCUGAGUUAUAAAAUAUACAGAAAAAGUUUUUUGUGGCAUGAUAUAAAAUGUAAGUACAAAAGCAGAUUGUUGUCGAUUGAAAUAUGGUGAAUUGAUGCAUUUUCUGCUACAAUAAAGUUGAGUGUUACAACUCAAACCAAAAAUUUCAAAAGAACACACAAUAUCGAAAUGACGAUUAGCAUCAA